Tachyglossus aculeatus (Australian echidna) is the source of this 760-nucleotide messenger RNA. It is a transcript of the gene PMCH, whose product is annotated as pro-melanin concentrating hormone. The coding region runs from base 44 to 556 and encodes 170 amino acids. Gene Ontology annotation, molecular function: type 1 melanin-concentrating hormone receptor binding; melanin-concentrating hormone activity. Lineage: Eukaryota; Metazoa; Chordata; Mammalia; Monotremata; Tachyglossidae. Gene Ontology annotation, biological process: behavior; chemical synaptic transmission. The transcript is spliced from 3 exons. The record is from RefSeq and is a predicted model, not a curated record.
UUCUUUUUAAAUCUGUUUCCUCUCCUAUGCAAACACAUAGCAAAUGAGAAUGAUAAGAAUGAACAUCUCAUCCUACAUGCUAUUCCUAACUCUUUUUCUGUUUUCCCAGGGUUUUUUACUUUCAGCAACAAAAGCUAUGCGAAACGUAGAGGACGGUGGCAUGCUACUGAAUACGUUCAGCCUAGGGAAAGCCCUUCAGAAUGAAGAUACAGCAGAAAAAUCAGGAGUUUCUCCUUCUCUCGAGCAUUUCAAAGCAGAGGAGAGCAGCUUUAUGAAUGAUGAGGAAAACAGAAACCCAAAGAAUGAAGUCUCCAGGCACCAUUUCUUAAGCCAUGGUCUGCCGUUGAACCUGGCUUUUAAACAGUUACCUUACCUUGCGCUGAAAGGAUCAGUAGCAGUUCCAGCUGAUAAUGGAGUUCAGAAUAUUGAAUCAGCACAAGAAAGGAGAGAGACUGGGGAUGAGGAAAACUCAGUUAAAUUUCCUAUAGGAAGGAGAGAUUUUGACAUGCUUAGGUGCAUGCUGGGAAGAGUCUACCGACCUUGUUGGCAAAUCUGAUACCUGUUGGUCCACAUCAUCAUCUCUGAAGAAAACAAAAUCCUGCGGUGGCCAGUGAAAUAAAAUCCUUAUGUUGCUGUGAUUUUGAUAUUGUUAUAGAUGUGUACUCAGUAAAUGAACGUAUUUUGAACCAAAUGCUUAAGAUUUUCUUUAGGUGAUCAAAAUGUAACAAUCUUGUUGUAUAUUAAAAUGAAGAAUUCUGCA